Messenger RNA from Aspergillus tanneri, 3825 nucleotides. It is a transcript of the gene ncr1, whose product is annotated as sphingolipid transporter NCR1. Gene Ontology annotation, cellular component: membrane. The record is from RefSeq and is a predicted model, not a curated record. The transcript has 3 exons. NCBI's taxonomy places the organism in Eukaryota, Fungi, Ascomycota, Eurotiomycetes, Eurotiales, Aspergillaceae. The coding region runs from base 1 to 3825 and encodes 1274 amino acids.
AUGCGGGGACUCCGCUCUAUACCCUUCGUUGCUGGUCUGGGCUCGCUUCUUCUACCCCAUGCUUUAGCCCAAGGAGAAACAAAAAUACAUGAAAAAGGCCGCUGUGCCAUCCGAGGGCACUGUGGGAAGCAGUCAUUUUUUGGGGGAGAGCUGCCGUGUCCGGACAAUGGAGUUGCGGAGGAGCCCGAAGCAACGGUGAGGAAGAAAUUGGUAGAUUUAUGUGGCAGCAAAUGGGAAGAAGGGCCAGUGUGUUGUGAAGAUGAGCAGGUCGAUGCGCUUUCUAGGAAUUUGAAACUGGCCGAGGGAAUUAUAGCCUCCUGCCCUGCGUGCAAAGAGAACUUUUUCAACACUUUCUGCACUUUUACAUGCUCGCCAGAUCAGUCUCUCUUCGUAAAUGUGACACAAACUGAAGAGAAAAGUCCCGACAAAUUCCUUGUGACAGAGUUGGACAACGUGUGGUCAGAAGACUACCAGCGUGGCUUUUUCGACAGCUGCAAGAAUGUGAAGAAUGGUGCUUCAGGCGGUAAGGCCAUUGAUUUCAUCGGAGGUGGUGCAAAGAACUAUACUCAGUUUAUGAAGUUUCUGGGAGACAAAAAACUGCUGGGCAGUCCAUUCCAGAUGAACUACAAAACAGAGCCAGUCGGACCUGACCCGCAUGGCAUGAAAGCUUUAUCAAUUAAGCCGAAAGCGUGCAAUGAUUCGGACGAGGCAUUCCGUUGCUCUUGUGUGGACUGUCCGGAUGUGUGCCCGGAAUUGCCGGCAGUAGAAACAAACACCCACUGCUAUGUGGGACUCCUGCCUUGUCUGUCUUUUUCUGUGAUCCUUAUCUACUCCGUAUUUUUAUUACUAGUCGUGGCGCUCUCCAGUUAUUUCACAUAUAGGGAACGACGAUAUCGCAAGCCUGAACGUGUUCGACUUCUUCAGGAUCCUAACCCAAGCGACGAUGAGGAUGAGGGUGAUAUUAUCCACUCCGGGGGUUACAUUGAGCAACCCGGCGGUGUAUACAGAUUGAACUCCGCGUUGGACGUCCUAUUUAAUCGCAUCGCAGGCACCUGCGCCCGCUUUUCAUCACUCACCAUUUUCACUAGUCUCGUGGUGGUUGGAUUGCUAAAUCUGGGUUGGAUGAGAUUUUCUGUAGAAAGGGACCCUGUGCGGCUAUGGGUGAGCCCUAACUCGGCAGCCUUCCAAGAGAAGGAAUAUUUCGAUGCCAAUUUCGGCCCCUUCUAUCGGGCAGAGCAAGCUUUCGUGGUCAACAGCACUGCAGACGGAGACGGUCGAAUACUAAAUUACGAAACCUUAAGCUGGUGGUUCGAUGUCGAGUCUCGAGUUCGCCGGAUGAUUUCUUUGGACCGGGAACUGAUCUUGGAUGACGUCUGCUUUAAACCAACAGGUGGUGCCUGUGUAAUCCAGUCUUUGACGGGUUACUUUGGCGGAUCUGUUACGAAUCUCGAUCCCGACACCUGGGCAGACCAACUUACACAUUGCACGGAGUCCCCAGGUGAUUUGGCCUGCCUUCCCGACUUUGGUCAACCUCUCAAACCUGAAAUGCUUCUUGGUGGCUAUGAAGAAACAGGCAAUGUGCUGGAUGCACAGGCACUUGUUGCUACAUGGGUUGUAAACAACCAUGCUCAGGGAACUGAAGGCGAAGCCAAUGCUAUUGAUUGGGAAGACAGCUUCAAGCGCAUCUUUGACGUGGUGCAAGAAGAAGCUAAAGAGCGUGGUCUUCGUGUUUCUUUCAACACAGAAAUCAGCGUCGAACAAGAGCUUAACAAAUCCUCGAACACUGACGCGAAGAUUGUAGUCAUCAGCUACAUCAUCAUGUUUAUAUAUGCAUCCUUGGCUUUGGGCUCAGCUACGGUUACCUGGAGAUCCCUGGCUACAAACCCAGCCAAUGCCCUUGUUCAGUCGAAGUUUACCUUAGGCAUUGUGGGCAUUCUUAUUGUUCUAAUGUCGGUCUCGGCUUCUGUUGGGCUGUUCUCUGCCGCAGGAGUCAAAGCGACUUUGAUCAUAGCGGAGGUUAUUCCUUUCCUCGUAUUAGCCGUUGGAGUGGACAAUAUAUUUUUAAUAGUUCACGAGUUCGAACGGAUUAACAUCAGUCACCCUGACGAAGAAAUUGAUGAGCGAAUUGCUCGGGCUGCGGGCCGAAUUGGCCCUAGCAUUUUCCUCUCCGCUGUUACGGAAACAUUUGCAUUCGCGCUAGGCGCCUUUGUUGGAAUGCCUGCCGUGAAAAAUUUUGCUGUUUAUGCUGCGGGUGCUGUCUUCAUCAAUGCUCUCUUACAGAUUACUAUGUUUCUAUCUGUGCUUGCCUUGAAUCAAAGACGGGUCGAGGGUCUCCGUGCGGACUGCUUUCCAUGUGUGACAGUGCGCAAAGCUCAGUCUGGAAUGGCUGACGACCAAAUCUUUGACGAUCAAGGUGGGGAGAGUAUUUUACAGACAUUCAUUCGUAAAGUGUAUGCUACUCACAUUCUUGGACGCAGGAUCAAGGUGAUAAUUGUUGUUGUGUUUUUGGGUGUCUUGACAGCUGCUUUGGCUCUAAUUCCAGAAGUUGCACUAGGGUUGGAUCAACGCAUCGCUCUCCCAAGCGACUCCUAUUUGAUACAAUAUUUUAAUGAUCUAGACGCCUACUUUGGGAGCGGGCCUCCAGUAUAUUUUGUGACCAGAAAUGUGAACGUGACCGAGCGAAACCAUCAACAACAGCUCUGUGGGCGCUUCACCACCUGCGAAGAAUUCUCUCUCUCUUUUGUCUUGGAACAGGAAUCAAAACGGCCCGAAGUUUCCUAUAUUUCAGGGUCCACUGCGAGCUGGAUUGACGACUUUUUCUACUGGUUAAACCCGCAGCAAGAUUGCUGUAAAGAGGACGGCAAGCUUUGCUUUGAAGACAGAAGCCCUGCCUGGAAUAUCUCUCUUUACGGCAUGCCAGAAGGAUCCGAAUUCGUCCACUAUGUUGAAAAAUGGAUCGAAGCGCCUACUGACUCUUCCUGUCCUUUGGGAGGGAAAGCACCAUAUAGCAAUGCUCUUGUCAUCGAUCCUAAACGACUAAUGACAAACGCGAGCCACUUUAGAACUGCACACACGCCUCUCAGGAGUCAAGAUGACUUUAUUAACUCUUACAAAGCUGCUCGUCGCAUCGCAGAGGGCAUUUCUAAUGAGCAUGGUAUUGAUGUAUUCCCAUACUCUAAAUCCUACGUGUUCUUCGACCAAUAUGUGUCUAUUGUGAAGCUAACAGGCACCCUACUUGGCUUCGCGAUUGCCAUUAUUUUCGCCAUUACUUCCACCAUUCUGGGCUCUGUAGCGACGGGAGCUGUGGUAUCGGCCACUGUUGUAAUGAUAGUGGUCGAUGUUAUCGGAUCUAUGGCAGUCGCUGGGGUAUCAUUGAAUGCAGUGUCGCUGGUAAACUUAAUUAUCUGCGUCGGCAUCGGGGUGGAGUUUUGUGCUCAUAUUGCUCGAGCCUUCAUGUUCCCUUCCCGAGCUAUUUUAGAAAAGGCGCCCACCAAGUUCCGGGGCAAGGAUGCUCGGGCCUGGGCAGCUUUGGCCAACGUAGGAGGCAGUGUCUUCAGUGGUAUUACCUUGACGAAACUGCUGGGUGUGUGUGUUCUGGCAUUCACGCGUAGUAAAAUCUUUGAGAUUUACUACUUCCGUGUCUGGCUAGCUCUGAUUUUGUUUGCUGCUACUCAUGCACUCAUCUUUUUACCCGUAGCACUCAGCUAUUUCGGUGGAGAGGGAUAUGCUGACCCCGGUUCCGAUGGAGGCCUUGAAGAGAACCUUGCGUCCAGGGGAUAUCGUUCCCUGCUGGCUGACGAUGGUUAUGAUUCAGAAGAAUACUAG